This is a messenger RNA of Medioppia subpectinata, 685 nucleotides long. Lineage: Eukaryota; Metazoa; Arthropoda; Arachnida; Sarcoptiformes; Oppiidae. The record is from the annotation of a GenBank genome assembly.
ACCGCCGGUCAGAAUGUGUUGGUCUGUGGCGCCGGUGCGAUGGGAAUGAUGGCCUUCCUGUGCGCCAAAGCUUUCGGCGCCAAUAAAGUGUUUAUAACAGAUCUGAACAAAAGUCGUUUAGCAUUAGCCGACAAAUUAGGUGUCGAUAAGUCUUACGUAAUCGAUCCCAAGACUUUCAACGACUAUGAAAUGGCACAGACUAUCAUCAAAGAUAUGGGAUGUAAUCCAGAUAUUAGUAUUGAGGCCACCGGUAAUGAUAUGAGCACUUCUAUGGCUAUCUAUGCGACCAAAAACGGUGGAAAAGUGGGAAUCGUUGGUUUGGGAGGCCUUAAGAGUACCGUUCCGUUAGUUCACACAGCGAUGAGAGAAAUUGAUUUAAUAGGCGUUUGUAGGUUUAGGGAUGAUUAUCCAUUGGCGAUCUCAUUGAUUGCAUCGGGAAAAGUCAAUUUGAAGCCUUUAGUGACCCAUAAAUUCCCGGUCACUGAAGCCAUCGAUGCCUUGAAAUUCAUGAAGAAGAAUGUGGAAGGGUCGCUCAAAAUUAUGGUUCAAUACUGACUCGUGAGAUGCAUCACAUCGUGCUAUUAAUAUCAAACUUUUAUAGUGUUUUCAAAUCAAUUCAAGUUUAAAAUACAUUUCUUUUAUGUCUAACAUAUUUUUGAAUUUACAAAAAUUAUGUCAUUAUCGG